Brenthis ino (lesser marbled fritillary) is the source of this 14484-nucleotide messenger RNA. Lineage: Eukaryota; Metazoa; Arthropoda; Insecta; Lepidoptera; Nymphalidae. The record is from the annotation of a GenBank genome assembly.
AUGUCUGUCCCCGAGGAGCAGGACGAUUUCAUAUUUCGGCCGCAACAACAUUUAGACUCUAAAUGGCUAAAUCCUGACUUACAAGAGGCUCUUCAUGAUCCAGAGGCAUUAUGUUCUAUGUUUAACAGCUUAUUGCAAGACAGGGAAAUAUAUUUCGAUGCCAGAAACGGAUUGGUCAAUGGUGCUGGUAUUACGGCUAAACUUGGAGAUAGUGGAAAAUAUUAUUGUGGCUUAAGAAUCUUGACAUGUACUUGUUGUGAUGGUCUUUGUGGUCCUCACUCGGGAUGCGCAUGCACACCUUGCACAGCUCUUUCAACUGAAGAAGAAUUACGUGCCUCUAUUCAAUCAAAAAUUGUUGCACCACAACCCUCUCUUCAGGUUAUAGAUGAUAUAAAAUGGAAGCUAGAUCCAGGACCAGAAUGUCUGCAAAAUUUAAUGGAUUCUCUAAUUUGGGAGCAGCGUGUGAGAGCCAUCAACACUACUGUUAGUUGUCCAUUUAUAUCUCAAAUUCGCCGCCUAAUUGUUCUUUGUCAUAGACACCUUGUAGCUGUUAUAAGGGACCAUAAUAAUCAUAAAGAUGUAAAAAAGGUUACAUUGGAGAAAAAACCUCCUCAUGGUGUUAGCAAUAGAGCACUUAGUAAUGUGGUUAGUACCUUAAACAAGCAAGUGGAACUCUCAAGUGAAACUCAAGAGGAGACUGAUGAACAAACUGAAGAUUCUGAGAGUGCAUUCGGUCUAGCACGAGUAGGCGCGCGAGCUGCUUUACGUCUCGCUCUGUCGCUCGUACGACGCGCGUGGCGAUGUGGUGAAGAUGCAGACGUGUGUUCAGCUUUGCUGAAAGACGCUUUGGACGCAGUGCGAGCGUUACCUGACGCGGCACUAUAUGCGGGUGGUGGGCAGUUGAAUUCCAUCGCACAACAAGCACCACGCUCGCAGAAGAUAUGGGCGGAAGUGGUGGACAGUGCUGCCAAGUUCCUACAUCAGGUUGUUGCUGGGGAAGUAGGAUGCAACGUACCGCAAGGAGAUUGGCGUACGUCACUAUGUGUAUGGGUCGAGCUGUGUGCUCGCCGCGCUGAACUACCCGCUUUGUUGAAAGCAGCAGAUGUUCUCGUCACUUUACCACCAAAGCAGAAACGACAACCAGACAAUAGAAUUGUGCUAGAAGAAUGCACAGCGCCAUUAGGCCCUUUUCUAAGACGCAUGGCAAAAGUGAGCGCUCCUAAUCCAUUGAUCAAUAGUGAAUCAAAUGCAGAGAGUAAUCCAACAGAAGUGUACCUCAAGGAGCUAAAUAUCCCAAGUGGCGAUGGACUAAUGAGUGUAAAAAAAGCAGGAAUUGCAUUGCUCUGCCAUUUGGACAGACUCGGUGCUCCUUUAUUACCACCUUUGAAGGGAUUUGUCACCUGUACAGAGUCAGCGCAAGAAGUAGUAUCAGUUGGAUCAGGACUCUUGCAAUUGGGCAGUCUACGUAUACAACAAAUAGCGUGUGCUGAAAAAUUAGCCUUGCUAUUAAAUCAUGAUGGUGUUGUGUACACUAUGCCUUAUGAUAGUAUGACUCCGCAUCUGGUUCCAGGUCUAGAAAACAAGAUAAUAACACAAGUAGCGUGCCACCCGACCGGCCGCCACUACCUGUGCCGGUCGUCGUGCGGCGGCGCGUGGUCGUGGGGCGCGGGCGAGGACGGGCGGCUCGGGCACGGCGACACGGCAGCGCGCGACGCGCCGCAGCCGCUGCACCACCUCGCGCACCACGACGUCGUGCGCGUGGCCGCCGGGCAUGCGUGCAGUGCGGUGAUAACAUCACGAGGUGCCCUCUAUACAUGGGGGCGCGGCGCGCACGGCCGCCUCGGGCACGGCACCAUCGAGAGCUGCCUCACGCCACAACCGGUUUCCUUCAACGCACACAAUAUUGAACGCAUUAUAGACGUAGCUCUUGGGUGGGGCGAAGGGCAAACCCUGUGCUGCACGUGGGAGGGCGCGGUGCAGGUGUUCGGCGAGGGCGAGGCGGGGACGCCGCGCGCGCUGGCCGCGCUCGCCAUGUUCCGCGUCACGCGCGUGUACACCGGCGAGCACUGGCACGCCGCCUUGACUGAUGGUGGACAAGUCUAUACAUGGGGUAAAGGCGAUGGAUAUAGACUGGGACAUGGAAAUACGGAAUCAAUCAAAAUGCCUAAGUUAGUGGAAGCCCUACAAGGAAUAAAAAUAGUAGAUCUGUCCCUGGGUGUGUCGCAUGGUGUGGCGCUAUCCGCCGAGGGCGUGCUGUACGCGUGGGGCACGCAGGAGCGGGCGCAGAUAUCUAAUCAAAUUCCACAACCUUUGCAAGUGUUUAAUCCAUCAUUUAAAGCUAAUGGUGUCGCUAGUGGACCAUCUCAAGUAUUUUCAUGGAGUGAAGAAAACCCACGAGACCUACCUUCUUCUCUACCUUUCGUCAUUGACUUAUCAGAUAACACAUUUAAGUUCUUAGAAAGACUUCUAAGAAUUGUAGUGGAACAAAGUGGAACUGCCAAUAUAAGAGAUAAUGAAUGUUUAGCAAUCUCUUGUUUGAAUCUCCUUAGGUUACAAGUGCACGCAUGGCAAUGCGCCCGAGGCCCCGACAGCGUGGACGGCGAAGGCGCGGGCCGGCCGUGGUGCGCCGGCGUGCACGCCGCGCUAGUGGCGCUGGUGGAGGGGCGCGCGGGCGCCGCCGCCGCCGCCGCCGCGCGCCGCGCGCUGGCCGCCGCCUGGCCCGUGCUGCUGCCUACGCCGCAAGUGCGCGCGCAGCAUCUUAUUGCUUUGUUGCCGCAAGGUUCUGUACCAGCAAGUACCGGAGCUCGUUUUAUGACGGAGCUGUUAGUGUGGUCCUUGCUGGGCGGCGGCGGACUGAGAGAUGCCUUACGCAACGCCCUUCAAACACACUCAUCAGACGCGUACAACCAUUUACAAUUGGAUGAUGAAUAUGAUCAAAUUGAUAUAGUGACGGGACAGCGCGGGGUGCCAACCACAACUAUGUCAGAAGAUACCGAAACUAUUCAAGCACCUUGUGUGGAUGAAUAUCAAAUAAAUAAUAAUACUAUAAGUGGUGAAAGUGGAGCUUCGGUACCUUUAAUGCAUUUGGUGAAGCAUUUGAUACGAAAUACCAGUUGUCAGACUCAAAUGCAUAUAAAUUCUAUAAUGAAUGGUGACACUAGCAAAACCGAUGAACUCAAGGGUCAUGAUACUGUGAGUCCAAGUUGUGAUCUUCUCAUACGAUUUCAAAGGUUGCUAUUCAGUGAGGCGAUGUGGUCUCGCGGCGGCCGCGCCAGCCGCGGCGGCGUGCGCGCGCUGAUGGCGCAGUACGCCGCGCUGCUGGCCGAGCACGCGCACUCCACGCUCUGCUGCUUCGCGCAGGCCGUGCGGCGCGCGGACGACGCGCAGCUGGUGGAGCUUUGUGAUCUUAUUAGUGCUGAUAUUGUCGGUCGAGUGAUGAGCGAACUAGCAGUCUGGGUGUGCGCGUGCGCGGCGCGCUCCGCCAUAGCGCUGUCGGAGUGCGCGGCGGCGCUGGCGGCGGCGGUGCGCGCGUGCGACGAGGCGGCGCGCGCGCUGCCCGCCGCCGCGCGCCUCGACGCCGACCUGCUGGGCUGGCCCGGCCUCGUGUCGAAGCGGCACCAGCUUAAUAAUAGUGUUAUACGCAAAUGUGAUCUACAAAACCACACUAAAGAGGGUGGUUCGUGGAUAGUAAUAUCCGGGCACGUGUUCGACGUGGAGAAGUUCGAGUGUGAGAACGCGAGCACGGUGGAGUUGGUACGCAAGCUGCGCGGCUGCGACGCCACCGCCGCGCUCAGCGUCGACCCGCACGCCGCGUACCUCUCGCGCAUCACGGAAAAGUGCGUCGGCAUGUACGCCACGCAGAUAUACAGUCAUAAAUGUCACGAAAGCGCAUCCAGUUUAAGAGCACACCACAUACUGUCGUCGUGCGCGUUCCACCUAGCACUCGGGCUGUCGCAGUGCGGGUUGCGCUUGGCGCGCUCUCUGCCCACGCAGCAGGCGGAGAGAGAGGCCGCGCCGUACGCUACCGCUGUCUUCCUCAGAGGCGGACUUCAAACAUCACAACCAGCCAAUCCCUUCGAGGAAGAAAAGGCAGAAGCCCGAAGCGGCUCGUCCACAGGCGGCAACAGCCCCGCCAGCGACGCGCCGCAUCCGCUCGCCAACACGCUGCUGCCGCCACAGUCGCGCGCGCGCGGUUCACGGGUCAACGUCACCGUGUCGCCUAUGAAAGCUGAUAGCUUGCUGUUUGCUUUAGCUGAACCUAAGCUACAUGAUCCUCUAGCUUUACACCUGUGGUGGGCGUGUGAGCGUCGCGAAGGUUGUGCUCCGCAUUUUCCUCCAGAACAUCCACUUGAAGAACUGAGACGAGCAUUGUUGGCAGCUUUGCUAUAUCAUGCGGGAUUAAAAGAACAUGCUUUAGCAACUGCGACUGCAGAAAAAGAAAGAGGUGAAGUAAAACUGUCGCCAGCGAUGUCAGAAAUUGUGAAAGCUGUUCAACAAAGCAAGUGGACACUUAUGCGGACAAGACAGCAGUUAUCCAGGGGUUAUAAAGAGGUUUGCGCAGCUCCGUUAGAAAGAGCGAGGUUCCUUUUACACGAGGUAAGAGCAGCGAUAUCGCCCGCGGUGUCGGCGCUGCACUCCCGCCCGCCGUCGCGCCGCGAGCCCACCGCCAAGACAAUAUUCCAGAAAGUUAUGAGAAUGGCGAAGUCGCCUUCGUUUAAUAAGUGUUUUGAAACAACGAAAGAUCUACGAAAUAGACAGAAUAGUCUAAGCAAAAGUAUGCUGAAAGCAACGGGUAGUUUAUUGCAAGGAGAUGCUCUAUUAAUUAAAUCUACAAUAGGCACUCAAAGUAGCAAAAUAGAUGAGAAUCAAACUAUUAUUGUCGAACCGCCAAAAAUCCAUGCGAACUUAGAAGGAUCCAGUGACCCAAGUUCUAGAGAUGUGUGUAACAUACAAACUAAACCCAAACUGAAGCUUAAAGAGAAACCACUAGAGAAGGAAUUUAAAAAUGCUUGUAAUUUGGACGACAUGCGACAUGAAGGUCGAGGCGAUUUAAAACUUUCAGAGCGAGAUGAAAUAUAUGACAAAGACGACGAUAAGACGCCUACAAACGAGAUCUCAAUUAGUUCCAUUAAUGAAAUGACUGAUAAUUCGGUGUUCAAAGAAUCAUUGGAAAGCGAAAAACAAGUGUUGCUUUUGGCUGAUGAUUUGAAAAAUGAUCUUAUUGUUGCUGACGAGGAAAAAGAUGAUGAUAAUUCUGAACGAAAUAAGUUUGUAAAUGCAUGGGUGGCGAAACUAGCAUGUGAGGAAAAAGACUUAUAUUGGAUGUUAGAACAAGUGACUCCAGAACAACAAAGCUUGACUGCAGCUAUCAUUGACUUUGUUAUGACUGAAGAACCCUGUGAUAUUGAUAUUUUAAGACGGGCUUUGUAUUGCCAGGUACAAAGGGCGGAAAUCAGAAAAACUGGCUACUCAAUUAUAAAUAGUAUUCUACAUUCUUCUCAAACUUUAUCGGAGAGUGUUAAGUAUGCUGCACUCUCGGGUUUGCUGGGAGCUUCAAUGGCCGAUUCAGUACCAAACGCGCCAAUAAAACCUUCUAUGCCAAUGACCGUGCCUUUAGAGAACAUAGAAUCUGUGAUACCAUAUUUAAAAUACAUGGUCCUUUCAGAAAGAUCCAAGUUAAUGGAUUACGUCCUAAUCGAACUUAGAGCUAGGGUUCUCGAAGGUGAACAAAACCAACCGUUGCCGUUAAAAAUGAGCGCUAAUUAUGGCGCUCAUGCUUUACUCAAUAGACCUUCUAGAGCUAGAUUUCUCAUAACACUUUUGUCUUUGCUCAUGGAGGGUUGUCAAGGUCCAGAAUUGGAGCAGUUGAUCAAUGGUGGAGCAUUGAGUUCUUGUUUGACUUUGCUGAAACAAAUAGGAGGAGAUACAUCUCAACACACUUCCCUAAUAUGUAACGGAGUGAAAUCUAAAUCGGAAUGUUUGAUUAUUUAUGAGGAUGAAAGACUUGGAGCUCGUGCUAGAGGCGCCUCCCUGUCAGGACCCGAGCUAGCUUUACUUAUGAAAAUUGGUACACGUGUUGUUCGCGGAAAGGACUGGAAAUGGGGUGAUCAGGACGGUGUACCUGGAGGAGAAGGACGCGUGAUAGGAGAAGUGGGGGAAGACGGUUGGGUGCGCGUCGCGUGGGACGCGGGCGGCACCAACUCGUAUCGCAUGGGGAAAGAGGGGAAAUAUGAUCUCAAACUGGCCCGUUCGCCAUCUCCGCCUCCUUCAGUCGAUGAAACUAUACAAGGAAACGUAGAGAGCACAGUGGAGUGGUGGCCGGUGAGCGAGGUGCGGUGGUCGUGCACGGCGGCGGUGCGCGCGCUGUGCGCGGGCGCGGGGCGCGCGGGCGCGGUGGCGCGGCGCAAUGCGGCCGCGCUGCAACGCCGUCUGCUGGCGCUCGCGCAUGCGCACGUGGCGCCGCCGCCCACCGCCUUCGCGGGGAACACGCACACUGCCCUGGCGUUGUUGAGAACAAGUGCUCAAAGUCUGGAAAUGAGAGUAUCUCUAUGCACUGACUCUUGGUUCGAACUAUGCUACAGUAUUAUAUCGUCUACAGAUAAACCCAUUUCGCAAGAUAUGAUAUAUUUACAGAUCCAAUCCCUGUGGCUGUUACGGCGCGUGCUGGCGGAGCACGCGGGCGCGACGGAGUGGCGGCGCACGGUGACGGCGCAGCUCAUCGCGCUGGCGGGCCGCCUGUGGCUGGAGACGCACGCCGCCGACCCCGCACUGCGGCCGCACGCGCACGCGCACACCGCCGGCACGCCCGUGUCCAUUGAUGAGGAGGAGAUAGAUAACAGAUGGCGAGCGCCGGCCACAGCGAGCUACACGGGAGCAACGUGCGCGGCUGUCGUCAACCUCGUGCGCCAGCUGAACUCCGCGCCUCAGUGGCAUGGACCUAUCACUGCACUGCUCAUUGAGAAACUGCAACUGGCGGCGCAAAUGAUUACAAAUGAUUGGCACUGGUGGCCACAUACUAGUCAAGAUCUAACGCAAACUAUGAAACCAUCUCUGCCUUCGCUAAAUAGUUGCCUUAUAGCUGGAGCUUUAGGUGUGGUGGGAGGAAUGGAGUGGCGUAUUAGACUUGGACAACGCGUGUAUGCGGGAUCUCCGCCGAAGAACGCCAUCGUUACGCAACUAUCUUCCAGAGCAAAGAUUACAUUGGUUCACGAUGAUAAUACCUUUACUAAGGCUGACCUCAAUAGUGUGCAGAGUGCAGAAUGCGAGCGCUUGUCCCAAGCACUGGGUGGGGGCGAGAGCGCGCUACGCGUGUGCGCCGCGCUGCUCGGCGCCGGCCCGCAGGCCUCGCCGAUGCAUGCACAUCAUUUACCAGCCGAAAUAGACGUUUACGGACUACGUCGUCAACAAAUGGAAUUGCUUACAUUGUGUGCCGUGAGAGGACUGCUCACUACUAGAACUCGUUUAAGAAAAGUGUUAAUGCAACCACCGGAUAAUGGCGGUUCAUUAGAAAGAGGCGCAACACUCGGCACAGAGGGCACGCUGCUGCGCCGGCUGCUGUCGCUGGCGACGCGGCCGAGCCCGCUGGCGGCCGCGCACUCGCCGAAGGACCUCGCGGCGGCCGCCCUCUCCAUAGUGCAGCAGUUGGCCGCGCAUGUUGCCGGAGAUGAAAAAGAUUUUGAAUCUCCGCCGGAAAUACCCAUUAUUGACAAGAGUAACGUUAUGCAAGUGUCUUUGGGACCAUCUACUAGUACAGCCUCAUUGUCUCGAAAAGAUCUAAAUACCUGGGCCAAUUCCUCGCAAGUUCAGCAAGUGAUAGAAAUGGGCUUUUCUAGACACGCAGUGUAUGGAGCUAUUCAAACGCUAGGUGGUACAAGUUUACCUUCAGUUGAAACUCUGAUCGGGCAUCUGCUAGAGCUGCCACAACAACGCUCUGGUGAUUCAGUGUUCGAAGUGAAGCCCACCUCGUCUAAACAAGAGAAGAAACAGACGCCGUAUCGCUGGCGCAGUUGCUUCGCGUCAGAGGACGAGUACGCUCAGUACUUAUCCGAUAUAAUAUCACCCGGGUUGACUGUCAGAUGUUGUAAGGCAUAUGAAAGUAUUGCGUUAGGAGAUGUCGGACAAGUUCAAAAAGUUGAACGCGAUAUAAAACAAAAUGUAUUUUUACACGUUGAAUGGCGCGGGCUGGGGCGCGUGUCGGGCAUCCGCGCGCUGCACGCGGAGGUGGUGUCGGGCGCGCCGCCCUUCGCGGCCGGCGACCGCGUGCGCGUGCGCGCCGCCGUCACGCAGCCGCGCUACAAGUGGGGCUGCAUCGACCACACUAGCAUCGGCACUGUUACAGCGAUAUCCAGCAAUGGACGCGACUUAACAGUUGAUUUUCCUCAACAACCCGGCUGGACUGGACAAGUUAGUGAAAUGGAAUUAGUGACUGAUCAAUCGGAAUGGGGAGAGAGUGCAGGCGGAAGUGCGGUGGGCUGGCGCGGUGCGGUGAGGGCUGUUCGUGUGUCGUCGUGCAGGCCCGGCGCCGGCGCGCGCCGUCUGCUCGACUCGCAACCUCAUACAUACUGGCAGAGUUCUAGUGGGACUGGACAGCAUUGGAUCCGCGUAGAGAUGCGUAACGGUGUACGCAUCCGCCGGCUGGGGCUGGGCGUGGCGGGCGGCGCGCACGGGCCCGCCGCGCUGUCCGUGCGCGUGGGCGUCUCCUUCGAGGAGUCGGCCAUGGCGUCGCUCGCCGCCGUGCCCUGCACGCCGCCGCCGCCCACGAGGGACAGACCGCCCACUCAUUUGGCUCAAAUACAACUUCUCUCUGAUUGUAAAAUAUAUUAUCCGUGCAUCGAAAUUGGAAUAAAACAAAAUCGAAACGUAAACGCUGACUGUCGAGUACACGGACUAUACAUCACAGGCUUUAGACCCAAUCCGAUGUAUACUGAAAUAUUAUCGAGUAUGAAUUUCGUAGCAGAAGAUUGGAUGGAAAAAGACACUCCAACGGGUGCUGUCAACGCUGAUAACAAUCCUCCAACUUUGCCAAAUGACUGUCCAAAGGUGUAUGUAUGGGGCUUAAAUGACAAGGAUCAAUUGGGCGGAGUAAAGGGAUCCAAAGUAAAAGUACCAGUUUUCUCUCCAGUGUUAAGCGCAUUACGCCCACUUCACAUUGCUGGUGGAUCGAAAACCUUAUUUGUUGUAUCACAUGAUGGAAAAUUAUUCGCAUGCGGGGAAGGCACUAACGGCAGGUUGGGUCUGGGGCACAGUAACAACGUGUCCACGCCGCGCGCGAACCCCUACCUGUCGCACGUGCUGGUGCGGCGCGUCGCCGUGCACUCGGGCGGGAAACACGCUCUCGCACUUACUGCCGAUGGGAAGGUUUAUUCGUGGGGUGAAGGUGAAGAUGGCAAGCUUGGACAUGGGAACCGUAUCACUUUAGAAGCCCCGCGUUUAAUAGAAUCGCUGUCAGGGGAACGGGUAGUCGACAUCGCGUGCGGGUCCGCCCACAGUGCGUGCGUGACUGCGCGAGGACACUUGUACACUUGGGGACUGGGGGAAUACGGAAGAUUGGGCCAUGGAGAUGAUAUUACGCAGCUGUUGCCAAAGAUGGUCGAGGCGUUAGCGGGCUUCAGAGUGAUACAAGUUGCGUGUGGCUCUCGGGACGCUCAGACAUUAGCACUUACAGCGUGCGGGAAAGUGUUCUCGUGGGGAGACGGCGACUUUGGUAAAUUAGGGCGAGGUGGUUCAGAUGGAUGUGCUGUACCCAUGAACAUAGAGAGACUGAAUACGCUUGGAGUUGUACAAGUAGAGUGUGGAGCGCAGUUCAGCUUGGCAUUAACGAGAGAUGGAGAGGUGUGGACGUGGGGCAAGGGCGACUACUUCCGGCUGGGGCACGGCUGCGACGCGCACGUGCGCCGCCCCACCAUCGUGGAGGCGCUGCGCGGCCGCCGCGUCGUGCACGUCGCCGUCGGUGCACUGCACUGUCUAGCCGUUACUAGUGAGAACCAGGUAUGGGCGUGGGGCGACAACGACCACGGUCAGCAAGGCAACGGCACGACGUCCGUGAACCGGCGGCCGGCGCUGGUGGCGGGCGUGGAGGGCGUGCAGCGCGCCGCGGCCGGCUCGUCGCACUCGGCGGCGUGGGCCGUGCGCCCCGCGCUGCCGCGCGACGUGCCCGCGACGCACGUCGCGCCGCUGCCAUUCCCCACGCUCAAGGAUCCGCUCGGCGCGCAUAGCCUCGGUCUCUACUCAGACGAAGCACCGGUAGAGGAACCGCAAGGCACGCGGCCCUCACUCGCGGCAUCAGCGCUCGCACUAGAGCCGCCUGUAGCUGUGCAACACGCACUCUCUCUUAUACUCUUAGCUUUGCAUAUAACACAGGCGCGCACUCUCUUAGUAGAAGCAUUGCGGGCACACGAAGCGUGCUCUACAGCGGCCCCGGUAGUGGUCGGUAUGGACUCUGAAGACGACGACGCGGAGACCGAUGCCCGCACUGGAGGAGGAGAGGCGCCGGCUGAUAGAGCUACUCUACCUAGCGGUGCAAGCAGUCCUCUGAGUGGGUCCAUAUCGUCGCGUCACUCGGCCGUCAUGUCUUCGAGCGCGGUGUCCGUUGCAGCGGCUACUAUGACCGUACAACAAGCUGAGGCCCCAAAAUUGGCGUUGGAUGAUUUCACAUCUCAGUUAGGAGAGUCCGACGCGCGCGCUUUAGUGGAUCUGCUGAAGCUGGCUGCGGCCGGCCGCGUUCCUGACUCCAGCAAUGCCAUCAAGGUCAUCACGGAUGUGUUGAUGGCACUAUGUGCAAGCAAACCAGCGGUCGCGGAUAUGGUGGUAGAAGUGUGCGUGUGCGAGCUGGAGGAGGCGGCCGCGGGCGGGAACAGGGCGCCGCCGCACCCCGUCACUGUGGACAGUCCGCAUCCGUAUGCGGAUGAUACGGAUAUAUCAGGUGUAGUUAAAAUCCCCGGCGCAUCGUCCCUCCGGGUGACAUUCGAACAAGGCUGUUCCACUGAGAGGAGGAACGAUCCUCUCACAAUAUCGGACAGUGCUGGUAGAGUGCUGGCGACUCGCUCUGGCAGGGAGCCGGCUGAUUGGGCGCAGGAAAUUGUCGUUAAUGGUGAUGAAUUACGAUGGAGAUUUACUAGCGAUGGUUCGGUUAAUGGCUGGGGAUGGCGUUUCACUGUUCACCCUAUACUUCCAUCUCACUCCAAUAUGGAAAGUGGCACGGAUAGAUACAUACUGUCAUGUCCAUCAGUAGAACUAGCAUGGCGCCUUUUAGACGGACCGUUGCUGACAGCGAUAUCGAACGACCACCAGCUAGCGCCCAGACUAGCACAAGCGUUAGCUAUUUGCGCACAAAUGCCUACUCUGUCGUGGCGAGGGCGUGUGUGGUGCGUGCGGCGGUUGCGCGGCGUUGUGUGCGGCGCGGGCGAGGGCGUGGCGCCGCCCGCCGCGCUGCACGCGCUGCCGCAGCUGCUGCACGCGCAGUACGACCACGAAGAGUCCGCGCUGCGCACCGGCACGCAUCUCCUGCACACGCACUACCUUAAGGAGCUGGCGUGGCUAGCGUGCGGGCUGCGCGUGGACGCGCGCGUGUGCAGUGGGCCGGACGCGGCGCGCUGGGCAUGGUUCAAGCGCUACUGCCUGUGCAUGCGCACCGCCGACGCGCUCCUGCGCCGCACGCCCUUCCCCGCGCCCUUCCUCUCCGACGUCAGGAAGAGAUUGGCGGACCUCGGCGUAUACAAUGCGGAUGAGAGCACGGAAGUACACAACUCGUGGGAAGAUAACACUAAGUUUACCAGGCAGCAUGAUGAACAGCUAUUACAUUGGGUGAACAAGCGACCAGAAGAUUGGUGUGGUUGGUGGAUAAGCACAACGCAAGCUUGUUCAGUGUAUGGUUGGGGCCACAACCAUAGGGGACAGCUGGGAGGUGUAGAGGGUGCUAAAGUACGAAACCCCGCACCAUGUGUCGCCUUAGCAGCCUUGAACCCCGUACUCAUUGUAGGAGGAGAACAAACUUUGUUCGCUGUUACGCCCGAUGGAAAGGUCUACGCGACUGGUUACGGCGCGGGCGGGCGACUGGGUAUCGGUGGUAUAGAUUCCGUCGCACAACCAACGCUGCUAGCAUCUAUCCAACACGUAUUCAUUACUAAGGUGGCUUGUAAUUCUGGCGGCAAGCAUUGCUUGGCGUUGUCCGCUGAUGGUGAAGUCUAUAGCUGGGGUGAAGGAGAAGAUGGAAAAUUGGGUCACGGUAAUAGAGUAAGCUACGAUCGUCCCAAAUUAAUAACAGCGCUGUCGGGUCUAGAAGUGGUGGCCAUAGCGUGCGGCGGCGCUCACUCCGCAUGCCUCACGGCGCGUGGCCGUGUCUACACGUGGGGCAAGGGGCGGUACGGACGGCUGGGGCAUGGCGACUCGGAGGACCAACUUGUGCCUAAAUUGGUGGAAGCGCUGUCAUCGUAUAGAGUAAUAGAUGUAGCAUGCGGCUCCGGCGAUGCACAGACUUUAUGCAUCACAGACGACGACAACGUGUGGUCUUGGGGAGAUGGUGAUUAUGGAAAAUUAGGUCGCGGAGGAUCGGAAGGCUGUAAAUUACCAAUGAGAAUAGACUGCUUAAAGGGACUACGUGUUAUCAAAGUAGAGUGCGGCUCACAGUUCUCAGUAGCACUGUGUCAGUGCGGCAGUGUGUAUACAUGGGGUAAAGGCGAUUAUCACAGAUUAGGUCAUGGCAGCUAUGAACAUGUGCGGCGACCAAUGAGAGUUACAGGAAUGCAGGGGAAAAUGAUAGUUUCCAUUGCCACAGGAAGUCUACACUGUGUCGCCUGCACAGACACAGGCGAAGUCUAUACGUGGGGGGAUAAUGAUGAAGGUCAAUUAGGUGACGGGACGACAUUAGCGGCGCAAAGGCCUAGACUUCUUAUUGCAUUACAGGGCAAGCGCGUGACGCGCGUGGCGUGCGGCAGCGCGCACACGGUGGCGCUGUGCGUGGAGGCGCAGCGCGCGCCGCGCCCGCCGCCGCCGCCGCCGCUCGAGUGCCAUCUGCUCAGAGAUCUGCCGCAGAACUUGAUAUGCAAUAGACUGGUACUUUUACAUCAAUUUUCUGAAUUAGUCUGCCCCAACUUGCCGCUCCUUAUACUGGAUGAACCUUUAGACCAACUUCGGAAUUUAUUAUUUUAUAGUCUAAAAGAAGGUGCUUUCAGAAAGGCAAUAAUGGCGACGAUGGUGCGCGACCGGCAGCACGGGCCGGUGGUGGAGCUGUCGCGCGUGGCGGCGCGGCGCGCGCGGCGCGGCGGCGGCGGGCUGGCGGGCGCGCACGGCAUGCGCUCCGUGUUCGGCCAGAUGGUGGCGCGCCUGCCCGCGCUCACGCAGGACGCGCUCGCGCUGCCGCACCGCGUGUGGAAGGUCAAGUUCAUAGGCGAGAGCGUGGACGACUGCGGCGGCGGCUACAGCGAGAGCAUAGCGGAGAUGUGCGAGGAGCUGCAGAACGGCUCGCUGCCGCUGCUGAUGGCGACGCCCAACGGCCGCGGCGACGCCGGCGCCUCGCGCGACGCCUUCCUACUCAACCCCACCGCUAAUACGCCGCUGCAUCUCAACUGCUUUAGGUUCUUAGGAGUGCUAAUGGGCAUAGCGAUCCGCACCGGGUCGCCGCUGUCGCUGUCGCUGGCGGAGGGCGUGUGGCGGCAGGUGGCGGGGCAGCCGCUGCGCCCGCAGGACCUCGCCGAGGUCGACAAGGACUUCCUGCCCGCGCUGCUCUGUAUACGGGAUAUGACGCCGCAUAACAAGGAGUUACAAAAUCUGGAACUACCAUUUUCAAUACCAUCGGCUGCCGGAUACGAAGUUCCUCUUUCAACAAGACAUAAGAGAGUGACGCCAGAUAAUAAAGAUGAAUAUGUACAAUUGGCUCUUCAUUACAGGCUGCACGAAUUCGACGAGCAAGUAAAGGCAGUGAGGGACGGCUUGUCGCGCGUGGUGCCCGCGCCGCUGCUGGCGCUGUUCAGCGCGGCCGAGCUCGAGACGCUGGUGUGCGGCUCGCCGGACAUACCCGUGCACACCUUGCGGGCCUCCGCUACAUACAAAGGCAUAGAGCCCAACGCGCCCCUCGUGCAAUGGUUCUGGGAGGUGAUGGAGGAGCUGUCGGGCAGCGAGCGCGCGCUGUUCCUGCGCUUCGUGUGGGGCCGCACGCGGCUGCCGCGCGCGCCGCAGGACCCGCGCCAGAGGGACUUUGUGCUGCAGGUACUCGAUAAAUAUCAACCACCAGAUCACUUCUUGCCAGAGAGUUACACGUGUUUCUUCCUAUUGAAGAUGCCAAGAUAUUCCUGUAAAUCGGUUUUACGAGAAAAACUGAGAUACGCAAUCCACUUCUGCAAAAGCAUCGACACGGACGAGUACGCGCGCGUGGCCCUCAGCGCGGCCGAGCGCGUGUCCUCGGAGGAGUCUGACUCCGAGGGAGACGGGGCUCCGCCCUCCGCGCCGCCGCCCGCGCUAUACUCCUUCGCACGACUACCCAUGUGGAUA